Closterium sp. Naga37s-1 is the source of this 3825-nucleotide messenger RNA. The record is from the annotation of a GenBank genome assembly. NCBI's taxonomy places the organism in Eukaryota, Viridiplantae, Streptophyta, Zygnematophyceae, Desmidiales, Closteriaceae.
AUGACCCCCUUCACACCCCAUUUACCGCUCGUCUCUCCCCUCCUCCUCUCUUUUUUUCUGGCCCCCUGCCUCCACCACCUCAUCAGCCUCCCCUGCUCCCUUCCUCCAGGCGCUUCCCCGCUUAACUCCUCUCCUCUGUUCCACUCCGCAUCCAUUGCGCCUCCCCCUCCCCCUCCCCCCGCCAUGUUCCUGCGCACCACUCAGGCGGACCGCCUUCGUGCCACCCGCUUUGUCGUGCGCCUGGCAGCGUGGGACCGCUACUCACGCCACCCAGACGUGUACCUGGUGAGGACGCUGGGGCCAAUGGGAGCCCUCCACGUGGAGCAGGCAGUGCUGCUGGACGACAUGGGGCUCGCCUUCCCACCCUUCGGCGACGGCGCUCUGCAGGAGAUCCCUCAACCAGCGGCAGGGGCGGCAGCAGAGGGCGGGGAGGGGGAGUGGCGGGUGCCAGAUGAGGAGAUAGCCCGGCGCAGGGACCUGCGGGAUGGGGCGCACUUCAUGUGCAGCAUCGAUCCCCCUGGCAGCAGGGAUGUGGAUGAUGUGCUCUCCACUGCUCACCUUCCCAACGGCCUCAUUCAGGUGGGAGUGCACAUUGCAGACGUGGCGUUCUUCGUGCGGCCGGGUAGUCUAUUGGAUGCAGAGGCGAGGGCGAGGGGCACAUCCGUGUACCUGGCCAACCAGCGCAGCAACAUGCUACCAGAGGCGCUCAGUGAGGGUCUCUGCUCAUUGCUGGGAGGCCGCACGCGGCUGGCAGUGAGUGUCAUCUGGACGCUCGAUCCCUCCCACCACUUCGCACUCGUGGGGCCGCCUUGGUUCGGCCGAACCGUCAUCCGAUCCAACCACCAGCUCUCGUACGCACAAGCACAGGCCAUAGCAGACGGAGUGCACCCGUUGCCAGCGGAGCACCAACUGGCGGGCGGGCAGAGGGAGGUGGCGCGAGCCAAGACGUGCAUCGCCACUCUUACUGCUUUUGCUCGGGAGCUGCGGCGGCAGAGGCAGAGGGCGGGGGCGCUGGAGCUGGCGAGUGCGGAGCUGCGGUUCGAGUUUGAUGAGAGCAGAGGGACGCCCACACGAGUGUUCUGCAAACAGGAGAUCCCGAUGAACGCAGUGGUGGCAGAGCUCAUGGUGCUGGCCAAUGCUGCCGUCGCCCGCAAGCUCACCCGGGCCUUCCCAUCGACCGCCUUUCUGCGGCGCCAUAAUCCUCCGCGCCCAAACGGCUUCCGCCAUCUCAUGCAUUGCUGCGCGGUGCGAGGCAUUGCACUCGAAACGUCAACAAACAAGGUGCUAGCAGCGUCGCUGGCAGCAGUGAAGCACCUGGGAGACUCCGUCCUGGAUUACGGGCUCAAGGCUCUCAGCACGCGUGCACUCUCAGAGGCGGAGUACCUACCAGCAUCAUCGGCAGCAGCGGACGGCAUCGGGGCAUAUCACUACGGCCUCGCAGUGGACCUCUACUCCCACUUCACCUCGCCCAUUCGCCGCUAUGCUGAUCUGCUCGUGCACCGGCAGCUGCUGGCAGCACUGCAGCAAGAGAAGCGGGAUCGUGGGGAGGCGGGCGGGAAGCAGGGAGGGAGAGCUCCCCUCCCCCUUAUUUCCUCCGCCACACCUGCUCGCUGUCCACCAUCUCACACAGCAUUUCCUGUGAUCUCGGCUCCGUCCCUCUUCUUCCCUCCUUCCCCUCUCCUUCCCUUGCCCCCCCCUCAACAGAUAGCGGCCCAUCUGAACAAGCAGCACUGCCUGGCAAAGCCUAGCAUCAAAGGGGAACGCGGAGCUCUGUCUCCUGCUGCCUCUAGCGGCGCAUCUGAACAAGCAGCACCGGCUGGCAAAGAUGGCGUCAAAGAGAAGCUCCGAGCUCUGCCUGCUGCUGCUGCUGCGGGAUCAGCCCUUGGUGGAGCGCGCUGUGGUGAGCAGAAGGGGGUGGUCUCCAUUCAUGAUGGCUAUGUGACUCUCUUCGUGCCUCGCCUUGAUGUGCAAGGCCAGGUGCUCUUUCAGGUGAGGCCAGGUGCUCUUUCAGUGCUGCCUCGCAAGCUCACGGACUGGGAGGCAGAGCAGGUGGAGCAGCAGCAGUUUCGCCACCGCCUGCGAGUGAGAGUGGAGACCAGCGAUGGCCGGCGCGUGGCACGGGAGAAUCUGGGGGUCACUGCUGCUGCUGCUGGUGAUGGUGGCGGUGAUGGGGUUGGGGGUGAGGAGGUGGAGGAGGAGGGGGCAGAGGUGGAGGAGGAGGGGGCAGAGGUGGAGGGAAAUGAGGGGCAGAGCGGCAUGGAUGUGGACGCGCCUGCGUGUGUGAAGAUUGUGGUGCGUGCUCUGGUGGUGUGGAUUGUGGUGCGUGCUCUGGUGGUGUGGAUUGUGGUGCGUGCUCUGGUGGUGUGGAUUGUGGUGCGUGCUCUGGUGGUGUGGAUUGUGGUGCGUGCUCUGGUGGUGUGGAUUGUGGUGCGUGCUCUGGUGGUGUGGAUUGUGGUGCGUGCUCUGGUGGUGUGGAUUGUGGUGCGUGCUCUGGUGGUGUGGAUUGUGGUGCGUGCUCUGGUGGUGUGGAUUGUGGUGCGUGCUCUGGUGGUGUGGAUUGUGGUGCGUGCUCUGGUGGUGUGGAUUGUGGUGCGUGCUCUGGUGGUGUGGAUUGUGGUGCGUGCUCUGGUGGUGUGGAUUGUGGUGAGGGGCACGUGUGGUGAGGGGCACGUGUGCAUUUCCAGCAAGGCUUUUCUGUUGACCUACGAAGCACACCAAAUCUCUCCUCUCUUCACGCCCUUGACUCUUCCGUGCUCCGCACCAAAGCCUCCCUCUGGCCUCCUCCCUGUUGGUUUCUCGGGAUUUCCAGCAGGGCUCUUCAGCCAUACUCUUUGCCACUAUUCUCACCAACUCUCCUCUCUCUUCCGCUACCCCCCUCCCCUCUGGACCCUUCCUCUGUUGGUUUCCCAGGAUUUCCAGCAGGGUUUCUCUGUUGUUGAGUACUGGCUCUUCCAGACCCUCUGGGUCCAGCUGUCAGCCUCAGGCUCCAUCGCCCGCUUCCCCACCCUCGUGAUGAAAAUACUAGCUGAUGAGCUAGCGAAGUGGCUUCUAAUUUCUUCCCAGACACAUAUCUUCCUUCUCCCUCUCGCCCUCCCAGGCUCCAUCGCUCGCUUCCCCACCCUCAAGAUGGAGAUACUGGCAGAUGCUCACCCCUCAGCCAGGGCAGCGAGUCUCAGAAGCCAAUCAGAGGCUGCCAGCUCAGCUCCGCGAGGGCUGAUGGGCGAUGAGGAGGGGGGAAGUGGAGAGGGAGCAGAGGAUUCCACCGUUUCUCACUCUCACUUCGGGCCCUGGAAGGACGAGGAGGAGAGGGAAGAAGGGGAGAAGGGAGGGGAUGGGGAAAACGGAGGAAAAAUGCAGAAGAGUGAGAAGCUGGGGAAGGGGCUUCAAGGAGUUGGAGAUAAAGAGAUUUUGACGCAAGAAUCAGUGUUUUCAGGAAGGAGGCUUGCGGAGGAGGUGUUUUUAGCAGAUGUGGAUUUUGAGGCGGAUGCUGCUGCCGCUGCCACUGCCGCUGCUGUGGCUGCCGCUGUGGUGGCCGGGGAAGGGGAGGAAGAGGAGGCUGAGGAUGAGGAAGCGAGAAAAGAAAGAGGGAAAGGCAGGCAAGACGAAUGGGUGGGGCAAAAGGGAGGAGUGGGGAAGGCCGGUAGGAAGGGUAUGGCAGGUGCAGGUGAGGAGGGAGAGGAGGUUGCUGGUAGUGGGGAUGGGGGGAGGGGAGUGAGUGGGCGGCGGGAGGUGCGUGAUGCCACGUGGCAGGAGGUAUGUGGUGCCAUGUGGCAGGAGGCUUAUGGUGCCACGUGGCAGGAGGUUUGUGGUGCCAUGUGGCAGUAG